GCGCCCAAGAGAGACGGGCAGGGCGACGGACCGAAGGACACACACCAGGACGCCGAUGGCGACGCCUCCAACGAGACCACGUCGGGCAUCGCGAAGAAACUGGAGAUCUACAGGGCCCGCCUCAAGGAUCUCGAACAGCUCGCGCAGGAGCCAGGCAUGAAGUUCGCAUCGGAUGCCACGUCGAAGUUGCAGGAACAGAUCGACGGGCUGCUGGCGCAAAAGGAAGCAACGCUACCAGCAUGCUACGCGGAAGUGGCAGUGCGCCGCCGUCUCCGUGGAGCAGAGAAAUCACAGUCGAAGGCUGAUGCCCAUGUGGCAAAGCUCAAGCAGCAGCUCGAGGACAUCCAGACUCAGCUGCGCACCUCAGAGAACAAGGCCGAGCAAGCUAAUAAGAAGGUCGAGUCCCUCCGUGCCAAGGAGAAGGCGAUCGCCAGGCCCCCCGCGUCCAAGGGCUGGGAAUCGGUCUGCGCGCGCCUGGAGCUCGCCAAAACGUCCCUGGGGGCCGACGGCGAGGAGCAGGAUGCGGAGGUCAUCAAGCAGUUGGAAGCGGCCCUUGCACUUGCGGCCAAGAAGAAGGAGCAGAGCGAGGACGUCCUCAAGCUCAAGGCCAAAGCAAGCCCCCAGGAGAUCACGACAACCCUCAAGCAGGCCGGUGUCAAGUGUGCAAGUACCAGGGCAGAGAAGCAGGUGUUCAUCACAUGCAAUGCGAACACCGCGAACCAGUUCAAGAGGGUUUUGCUCCAGCUGCGCUACCAGGUCGAGGCCCCAGUCGUCUUGGGCCAGGAGUUACAGUUGGCGCCAAAGCAAGUAGAGUUGCUGUCGGCCAGGCUCAUCAAAUAUGGCUGGAAGGCGGCGGUGGUGCCUAGUGCGCCUACUGAGCAAGGCAUGAGGGCGGGGGUCAUGAUCGCGGUGCCAAGCCGCAUGGGGAUCACCUACCUGCCCGAGCUGAUGAAGUGGGACGCCUCGCCCAAGGAGUCACCAGGGAGACUCUGUGUGGGCUACGUCAAGACAUGCCGCAAGCACGGCAUCGCGGUGGGCUCUGUGUACCUCUGGGUGGCAGAAGGGCCCACGAACCGCAAUCUCACAAUACUCAGCCGCUUCGGGGCACUCAUGGCCGUGUCAGGCCAACCGUGGGUGCUCGGCGGCGAUUUCAACAUGGAGCCUCACGAGAUGAUGAGCACGGGUAUCAUCACCAAGCUGAAGGGGCACCUGGUCUACGACAUGAGUGAAGGCACGUGCAGGGGGAGUACGGGCAACUACUCGGUCAGGGACUACUUUAUCGCGUCGGAGAGUUUGCUGGAGAAUGGGCUUCGAGCGGAAGUCAUGACGGCGUUUGCGGCCAAGCCCCACAGGCCCAUCAUGAUGAAGAUCGGACGCCGAUCGCCUGUGCCACAGGCCCUCCAGCUCAUACAGAAGGCACCGUGCCCUUUGACCGUGCCAACAGGGUGCCCUACACCACCAGUGCAGUGGCCACGUCCUCUCCGUAGGGAGUGCGUCGACCACGAGAUUUUGAACGCCUUCUGGCACGAUCUCAUGCACGCCUACGAGAUGCACUGGAACAGAUAUCACUGCUUUGACGGCGACGAGCUGCUGGCCCACAGUGGGCAUGGCGAAAAGGCUGUCUACAAGAUGCGAGAGCUAGCGCCCCCGACGGUCAGGGACAAGGGGGGCCCGACGGCGCGAACUAUGGCAACAGAAUGGGUGGCGAGUAUCCUGCGGGACCUGGCCCACAGCCUCAGCAGCGACUCGCGCGAGGCAGGCGGCCAGGAGGCGAGCCGCAUCAAGUCCAUCAAGGAGGCGAUGACCCAGCAGUGGGCCCUCGCACAACUCCACCAGCAUGGAGAGGAGCUGAAGACCCCGUGGCCCCACGUCCUCGAGACCACCCUGGAAUGCAUGAAGGAGCAGCAGGAGCUGGCCGAGAGCCUGGAGUACCUCAAGUACUGGAAGCAGGUCGCGGCGAGCGAGGCCGACGAGGCGAGGCAGAACGAGGCCAAGGAGGCCACCAAGGCCUGGCGGGCAUGGGUUCGCAACCAUAGCGAGAAGUCCGCGGGGGCCCCGCACAAGUGGACCAAGCCGAAGGUCCCGUGGGAGCCAUUGGUACCACAAGAUGCGAGGGGGGCAAAACCAAGUUUCGGUGAGCCCCCACAGACUGUCACUGCGGGUGUGACGCCCCAGCACGUCGCCAUGAUGGACCCGCAGACAGCCGCCAACACAGCGUUGCAGGAAUGGGAGAGUAUAUGGCGCUACCAAGUGGACUGGGCUGCGCCAUGGUUUGAGUCGCCUGCGGUAGACGAGCCCAUGCUACCGCCUAUCCUCGGUCACCACGUGCUGCACGCCUGCAAGGCUUUCUCCCACAAGACGGGCCUGGGCGAGUCCAACAUCCACCCCAGGCUAUGGGCCCAAGGGCCAGCUGUCGGCCUAGCAGGCCCGGCGAGUAUCCUGGACUGCAUCGAGCGCGGAUCCGACUGGCCCGUCUCGCAGCAGUGCAUCAUUUUUUGGCUACAGCCCAAGCCUAAGGGCGGCAUGAGGAAUUGGGGGCUUCUACCAGAGCUCGCACGAGUGUGGGAGAAGAUCAGGCGCCCCGAGAUCCAGAAAUGGCAAAGCCGAAACCCAAGAGCAUAUGAUUGGGCUGUGAAGGGCAGGUCUGCUGAACGAGCGGCCUGGAUGCAAGGCCUCCUAGCUGAAGGGUCGUUGGCGCAGGGCGAAGCCAUCGCCACCACGUGCUGCGACUUGAGGAAGUGCUACGAGACCGUGCUGCAUUCUCUCAUUUGGAGCGGUGGCCUGCGCUGGGGAUUCCCAAGGCCAUUGCUGCGUGUCAUAUUGAACGUAUUUUCUUUGAUGAGGAGAGUGGUGCUGAAUGGGUGUUACACCGAGGGCAACUUCUGGGCGCAAGGGAUCGUGGCAGGAUCCGUGUUUGGCCCAUUGUGUUUGUCCCUCGUGCUCAUCGGCGCUAUCGACGACCUCUACAUAGCGAACCCGAGGGCCGACAUGCGCCGCUACUUCGACGACCUCGCGGCGUCGACCAGGGGCGACGUGACCGCCGUGGCAGCGCUCCACAUGAAGCUGACUGACGAGAUCAUCUUCGCCCUCGAGCAGGUGCUCAAGCUGCAGGUCUCGAGAGGCAGAGACGGCAAGACCGUAGUCGCAGUCUCGCAUGGCAAGGUGGGGCGGCCGCUGGGCAGCCAGAACAAGCAGAUGGGCAUUCAGGUGGUGCGUGAAGCUGCGCACUUGGGCGCGACCCAAUCAGCUGCGCGGCGACGACGUGUCGGAGCCCAGUCCAAGAGGAUCAUCAAGGCCAAGGCCAGGAGCUGGAAGAUCCAGCGGGUCAAGACCGCAGGAGGUGCAGCGCAGAAGGUGGUCAGGCUCGGGAUCGCGCCGUCGGAGCUCUACGGCGCGCGCGUGCAGGGCGCCACGGACACGCUGAUCACCACGCUCAGGCAGACUGUGGCAGCGGCCUUCCCUGGAUGCAAUAAGGGAAGGUCGGCCGCGCUGGUGCUGCUGGCGGAGGCCGCGGACCCUUCCGUGGUCGCCAACGCGGGGCCCGUCGUGGAGUGGGCCAGGGCGUGGCAGGAGGCGACGGACAUGGCCGCGCGGGACCUCCUGGUGGCGAGCUG
Prorocentrum cordatum is the source of this 3614-nucleotide messenger RNA. NCBI's taxonomy places the organism in Eukaryota, Dinophyceae, Prorocentrales, Prorocentraceae. The record is from the annotation of a GenBank genome assembly.